AUGUCUGAGGCUCAAGGUGACAUCGGUGUUAUUGGUCUUGCGGUCAUGGGUCAAAAUUUGAUUUUGAACAUGAACGACAAGGGCUUCACUGUUGUUGCUUACAACCGGACAACGAGCAAAGUCGACCACUUCCUUGCCAAUGAGGCCAAGGGAACCAAGAUUUUGGGCGCACACUCCGUCCAGGAGUUCGUCGCAAAACUUAAGCGACCUCGAAAGAUGAUUCUUCUCGUCAAGGCCGGUCCCAUUGUCGACGACUUCAUUAACCAGCUCCUCCCGUUCCUUGACCAGGGUGACAUCGUUAUUGAUGGCGGUAACUCUCACUACCCUGAUUCCAUCCGCCGUACCAAGGAGCUCGAGGCCAAGGGCUUCCUUUUUGUUGGCUCCGGUGUGUCUGGUGGUGAAGAGGGUGCCCGCUUCGGCCCCUCACUCAUGCCUGGUGGCUCUCCUGCCGCCUGGCCACACAUUAAAGAGAUCUUCCAGGCUACUGCUGCUCAGGUCAAGGGCGAGCCGUGCUGUGACUGGGUCGGUGAGACCGGUGCUGGUCACUACGUGAAGAUGGUUCACAAUGGUAUCGAGUACGGUGAUAUGCAGCUCAUUGCUGAAGCAUACGACAUUCUUAAGCGUGGUCUCGGCCUGCCUGAGGAUGAGAUUGCGGACAUUUUCCUCAAAUGGAACAAGGGCGUCUUAGACUCCUUCCUCAUCGAUAUCACCGCAAACAUCCUCAAGUUCAAGGACGAUGAUGGCGCUCCGAUGGUUAGCAAAAUUUUGGACAAAGCUGGCCAAAAGGGCACCGGCAAGUGGACCGCCAUUGCGGCACUCGAUGCCGGCAUGCCCGUCACGCUCAUCGGCGAGGCUGUGUUUGCACGCUGCCUGUCUUCUAUCAAGGAAGAGCGUGUUCGUGCAAGCAAAGUCAUUAGCGGCCCACAAAAGGAGGAAUUCAAGGGGGACAAGAAGCAGUUCAUCGAUGACUUGGAGCAAGCCUUGUAUGCUUCGAAGAUCAUCUCAUAUGCUCAGGGCUUCAUGCUCAUGAGGGAGACAGCGAAGGAGUUAGACUGGCACUUGAACUAUGCAGGUAUUGCGCAGAUGUGGCGUGGUGGUUGCAUCAUCAAGAGUGUCUUCCUUGGUGACAUUACGUCCGCAUAUCAGAAGAGCGGCAAUCUUGAGUCGCUUCUGUUCGAUGACUUCUUCAACAAGGCUGUGCACAAGGCUCAGCCUGGCUGGCGUCGUAUCAUUGCUCAAGCUGUUCUUUGGGGAAUUCCUACUCCUGCUUUUAGCACGGCUCUGGCGUUCUUCGAUGGGUACAGGAGCGAGGUUGUCCCCGCCAACAUUUUGCAGGCUCAGCGUGAUUACUUCGGUGCGCACACUUUCCGGGUUAUGCCUGGCAAAGAGAACGCCAAGCUCAAGACUGGUGAGGACAUCCACAUCAACUGGACUGGUCGUGGCGGCAACGUCUCUGCCAGCACAUACUCGGCUUAA
This is a messenger RNA of Fibroporia radiculosa, 1476 nucleotides long. RefSeq lists its product as uncharacterized. Bases 1 to 1476 code for a protein of 491 amino acids. Lineage: Eukaryota; Fungi; Basidiomycota; Agaricomycetes; Polyporales; Fibroporiaceae. The record is from RefSeq and is a predicted model, not a curated record. The transcript has 9 exons. Gene Ontology annotation, biological process: pentose-phosphate shunt, oxidative branch; pentose-phosphate shunt. Gene Ontology annotation, cellular component: cytosol. Gene Ontology annotation, molecular function: NADP binding; phosphogluconate dehydrogenase (decarboxylating) activity.